CGUCACGCCAUGCAGCCCAAAUGCUCUUUCUAUGAGAGACAAGUACACAAGCCGUUGUACUUUGACAAUGAUGAGAUGCGAUUGUUUAGCGAGGCCGAAAUAACGCGACAUCUGCUUUCUCCCAGGUUCAACCAGGAGAAUCAAUGAAGUUAGCGGUGUUAUUGCUGUGUGGAAUUUUGGUGAUCGGUUGGAAUUGUGGCUUUGGUAAGUGAAAAUGUACGGUGUUCUCGACUCGCUUGUGGCCUCUAGGGUUUGAUAUGGUCAUGUUGUCUGUUGACUGUGUUUACUUAUAACAUGAAAGAUGGUUUUAAGUGACAUAACAUGUUCGAAGAUCGAAAUAACUAAACUUUCGCCGAUCUGCAUCUCUGAACAUAUCUAAACGUAAUUUGGAUCUCGUAGAAGCAUUUAAAGACAAUCUUAAAUCCACAGUAGGCACAAGAUAUUUGUCUGUUCGCUUUUGUACUUAUUUGUCACUGUGCUCCAGAAUUAUAUCAAUUUGCUGGAUAUCAACUCUGUGGCCAAGUUACUUGCAAUUAUGUCAAAGCUGUCUGCUUCCAGAACCUUUGAUCGUUAGUUAAAGUUGUAUUUUGUGCGGCAAAUAAGUUUUCCCUUUGUGCUUGCAUGUGUUCUUCAUGUGUCUGCCAUUAGAAACUGAAUACGUCCGUGUUUAUGCUGAUUAUUUUCAAUUCACUGACAGCUCUAGCGAGGCAGUAUGGAAGAAGAGAUUCACGAUCCAGAAAGCGGGAAAGAAAUUCCAGGUGAGUGUAUUCAAUGGGCAAGUCUGAUCGCUGACGAAUACUAAAUUUCGCAGAACUUCAUUUAUCAACAACAAUUUUUGGCUUCCGUACAGCGGAGGGAAUUUAGUGUUGGUAAUUUUAAACCAGACAGUAUGGCCUACGAAUUGACGGUAUCUCGUAAGGAGGCGAUCAUUAUUUUCUGGCGAUCAAACCAAACUGCGAGUGCGUUUAAAAUAGGGAUGGUUAAAGUGAAUUUUUUGUUUCAACUUCAACAUAUUCUGCAUCGCAUCUGCGUUUCGUGAUUUCGCCUUCAAGUGCUUUAACGAAUUGUGCUGAGCACGGCUCAAGGGGUUGGCUAUCUUUCAUGAUUCACGUUUGUCAGAUGGUUUGACACAGAAGUUCUUUGUUCGAGAAAUCGCCGCGGUAGAAGGCAUUGUUCGUGUUCAUUGUUUCGAUAACAGGGUUUCUUUCAAACCCAACCACGUUCAUUUUCAUUCAAACACCAUGCAAAUGAGGUCAAUGAUUUCCCUGGGUGCUGUCUCGGCUUUUGGAAAAGGGCUUGUAGUUGACGAGAGAUGUCAAGCCAUAUUGUUUGCUGUUUAUCUGUUUCGAUACGGCUAAAUUUAGAGGACCACCAUCAGUCUCUUUUGUGAAAGCGAAAUAUCGCAUCUUUGAUCUCUUUUAGGCUCAUUACAAACCUUGCAAUUAAAUCAAGUGUAGAUUUAAUAUCCAACACAAUAGUUAAUUGUUCUGUUUAGUUAGUUGCCCUUUGAAAUUUUUGUCACAUACGGCGGGCGACAAAAGCAAAUGAAAGUCAUCAACGAGUUAGGUUUACUGAGAGAGCAAAAAUGCGAUCGAUGUAUGCUUUCUUUUGGAACUUACAACAGAAAUUCGUUAAGUCAUUCGUCGGAAAAGAAAGUUAACAUAGGUAAAAGUUUUGUUUUUUCGCUGAGGCCCUACCUAGCUUGGGGAAGAUUAUCCAAGAGUUAUCAAAAAGGUCGCUUUCCCAUCACGAGUGAUAUUGGUUUGGUGUCCGCGUUCUUGGAGUAAACCGACCAUGAGAUUUCUCUCUGCCUAGUUAGGUUCAUUUCAAGCUUUAACUUAAUUGAAGAUGGACUUUUCUGUACUGUAUGCACUUUUGUCUUUAAGGGGCAAUUCACCCGGUUUACAAAUUAUGUUCAGCAUGACAAUUUGGUUGUAAAACAACACUUACAAUCGAAAGCGAAAACAUUGAGGUUUUUCCUUGAAAUGUGAAUCAGUUAACUCACAAAACUCUGUCGCUGAUUUCAGUAAAUCCAUUGAGGUCUUUUUGAAGUAAAAUCACGGUUUUGGAGAAGAAAGGAAUUUACCAUAAGGUGAAAAACUGCUAUGACAGACGACGUAAAUAUAACUUAAAUGAUGGUUUAGGAGUGUUAACAUAACAAUAGUUUGUUUGUAUCCUCGUCGAGUGGAACUUUGAAAUAGAUUUAACUGGCGGCUCACUUUCUUUCAUGCAGCAUUUUAUAAAUACGCUUGGUUGUGUCAGAUCUUGGGAAUUCCUUAACGUGAAAUUCGAAAAUUGAACAAAAUGUUGCUUCACUAAUCAAUCAAUUGAAGAAAAAAAAGAAAAGAAAAUAAUGAUCUAGUGGUCAAAGUUUAGGUCCGGAACUCGGUUAUCGAAAUUCUGAAAGGCGAAUAUGUGUUUGUGUGUUCUUGUAACUCAUUUUCUGUUCAAUAAAUAACAAAAUUUAUUCGGAUUUCCCGGUUAUGUGAUAUGUUGCAUUAUAGAUGAACUGCACAAAGCAGAGAUAUAUUCGUCAGUAGAGAUAAACUUUGUGUCAUUUUUUUCGCCCUUGAAAAAUACGACGAAAAGGUAAACUUGAAUACUUUAUAAAACCACCUCAGUUUUUUUUGCUCAUAGUGUUUAUGGUAUGCCUUAAAAUGAAUUCUUUGACGGAUUAAAUAUUCUUAUUGACCUUUAAAAACAUUAAAAAAGUGUUUAGUUAGUGAGAGAGGGUUACAAACUUCCUCGUUUUUCAAAUGUUUAUUUAGUUUUUCGUUUAUUUGUGGUAAUUUUUGUUUGAGAGUUGACACUUUUCUUGCCAAGUAGUUUUUGUAGCGCGGUGUCCCUCAGCAAGGUCUGCUUCAUCGAAUAUUCUGCUGGUGAACUUUAAAACUUUUCUCUGAAGGUUAAUUGACUUAGUGAUCGCUAUCUUGUGUUCAGAUCUUAAGAUCUCUUUUAGCGGCGUGUAUUCGUGUUUUAAGCAAUUAGCGUCGAAGCUUAGAGAUUGAAGAAAACGGAAUGGUACAUGUUUGUUUUAUUGUUUUCGGUCGGUUGGAAUCGUGCAACCCAAGUCGAAUUUAUUAUUUUUUUCCCGACAGAACGAACAAUAUUCAAUAAAACUUAGUCAGUUGUGCAAGUUUUGUUGUACUCCUGUUACACUGUUUGCGUUGAAGAGCGUUAUUUCACUCAGGUGAAAAUCAAUUUCGGAAUUUCAAACAUGGGUAGCUCUAGGAAACCGUGCGGGAUAUAAAAAAUCUGCAAAAAAGAAUUUCCAAACAAAAGUUUUUCCUCUGAUGUUAAAGGAUCGCGCCUUGUGUCUGAAUUCUUAGUGUUAUUUCUAUUUUAACUACUUGUUUUCGUAAAAGCGGAAAAAGCUGCUAGAGCUUUUUUUCUUGUAAUACCGUCCGCUAUGCUGUUAUUAUCACUUAGUAAUGAUCAGAAAGCUUAAUUUAAAUGUGCUUGAGCGGUAAGUUCUGUUGUUCUUUCAUUAGGAUCAUGAACCCUGGUUCAAAUAAAACAUUUUAGUCAUUGAAAUGAAGAGAAUCGAAAUCUCCUUAAUGUAUUAUUUCUAAACAUCAAUCAGUUCUGAUCAAAAUGGUGGGACCAUUUUUAUUCGCGGUUGAUUUUUUUCUUCAAGAAGACGGGUCAAGGAGUCAAAAUGAAUCUUAUCUUUCAUUGGAGGUUCUCGGACGUGUAGGAUUUGAUAAAUUAUUAUAAUUAAGUCGACCACAAAGUCUGUACCGACCAAGUAUCCACCCAGAGGCCUCGUGUACGGUAUCCUGUCGGAUCCCAAUAGAACAUGAUAAGAAUACCGCCUCUGAAUAAGGUCACGUACAUUCUGUUUCUUUUAACAGGAGAAUUUCGUUAGAAAGGUUGGUAAUUUGAUUAUCGUUGAAAUGCUGUUGUUUGGUUGUAACUGUUACAACAAACUAAAUUUGGAAAGGAAAGGGGUUCCUACGGGAGAGCUCAUGUUUUCUUAGAUUUCAGCUGAUAACAACUCACUGUUAUUCUGCGGUGGGGACUGGACUUCAUUUACAGCUAGACAAACUGUCGCAAGAUCAAUUUAGUUGUCGCAAAUUGAGAUGAAGAUAAGUUUUAGACGGCGGCGAAGAUCUUUGAGUUUUUUCUGAGGAGUUAAAAUUCUUUUUCUCAGCGACAGGAAUCACUAACCCUAGUAGUUUUCAUGCGUGUAGUUUCCAAGAACGAAAUAAAAGUUUCUUUAAAAAACUUUACAAGCACAAAGGUAGUAGGGUCACAUUGUUAUCAGAAACGAAUUUUUGUUUGUUUUCGAAUAUAAUCGUAGAUCAGAUUGUAGCAAUUUUAUAUUACCCUAAAAUUCGUGCUGUAGUUGUAAAACUAAUAUGUUCCCUUUCCGUGAGAGAAUUGAUGUAGAAAGUUAUAUUCCGUAAACUGAGAACAUGCAGGUAGUAUUGGCUGGAAGCUGGUGAAGUGACUUCUUACUUAAAGUCAUUUUAAGUCAGGAUUUUAGGCUACAGUUUCGUCUUAAAAAAUCUGUAAAACCGCCAGGUUUGUUUUUUGACUCACAUAGAGUGGAAUGUGUACAUUAGCGAUUCAAUCUUCGAUUCUUUUAACAAAUAUUUGAAAGAGAAAACGACAGAGAAAUAAAAUCAUAGUUUCGUUCCAAUCUUUGACUGUUAUUUGCUCAUUAUGUAGAGGUUUUCUGGCACUUAUCACUAUGAACAGAAUUUCUUCAACAAAAAUUCGAGCUAUUCUUUGCCAAAAGGAAAAAUCCUGACAAUUUGUCUGUUUUUGAUUUGUGUAAGUAGUUAACUUGAUUAAAAUACAAGCGUAUCUCAAAGCUUUUCAGGUCAUGGAUUUUAAUUAAUGACCUUCAAAUGUCAGCUAUGAGAAACCUAGUUUCGGGUUAUGCUAUUAAGGUUCUAAUUAAGUCCGUAUUAUUUCUGCAGCAGUGCACUUCGUGAUAAGGUUACUUUUGCUGGAAUUAAAUCAAGGAAGGCUUUUGACAUUGCUGAUCCCAAUAACAUGCCCAAGGCAAGCCUCGUGUGAACUAAGGUUAUCCCAUUUAACCCUAAAAAUGACCAGCAUCCUAUUUCACCUUACAGUGAUAAUGCUGAAUCAUUCAGGAAGAUUAUGAGAAUAAAGGAUAUGAUCCCAAACUUAGAAAGCUUUGAUUGUAAAACACAUUCUUCUUCAGUACUAAAAAAAACAAAUUGGAAAGGGUAUGGAGAAUAUGGAUGCUGAUGCUAAGGUGUAAAGGGUUAUGGCGCAAUUCAUCAGCGUGUUUUCUGGGGUUUAAUUGCAAGAGUGCGCAACCACGAAUCGGAACUUAUCAAAUCAUUAUCAAAUCCUUUUGAAGAGGUUAGAUAACUCGUUAAAAUUCUUCGACGUAUUUCCUUAUUGAAAUAAGCGGCGCGUUUAUGUUUGAAUGAAUUUUUUAAAAAGUCCUUUCAAUUCUGUUAGUAAACUUUGCUAGGCGAACGCGCGCUUUUGUCGCGAAAUGAUUUGAUCAAUGUCAACAUUUUCGAAGGAAACUAUAAACAGAAAUGCAGACUCAAUAAAUGUAUGACGGACUUAAAAUCGGGAGCUUAAGAAUUUAGAAAAACAAACUGUUUGCCUAUUUUUUUUAAACUUCUUUUUUAAAACCCGCCUUGUUUUUGCGGUUCAAAUUCAUCACCAAACUUCCUUACCAACUUCCGAAUUCACCGCAAACAAGAAUUGAAUUUCUUAAAUAAUGUGGAUUUUGCUUCAGCAACGGAAUAUUGAAAGCUUCAAUUGGACAGCUCAAUAUGAGGAUUUGCGCUUUGUUUUUCGUUUUGUUUUUGUUUGCUUCUUUCUUAACCUUGUAAAGAUAACUUCAUCCGAGCCAUCAACCACACAAAUUCUCUGUAUUCAUCACAUUAAGUUUGGCAGAGUUCUUCUUAGUGGCCUGCAAAGGCAUUAUUUUCCUAAACUUUUAAAUCAUUUUUAAACACACUCUCCCUUGUCUUAAAAAUAACCAGUUUGUUUAUUUUUCUUUUCAUUUUAAAUUGCGUUGACUAACGAUGACUUUAAAACGAUUAACGUUUGAUGACCUGCUCUGAAACAAUUGCAAAACAACGUUCCAUCUCAGUUAUCGAAAUAAAAUCUAACGUGUGUAAUUACCUUUUAUAAUGCGAAAGCCUUGUCUUGUGGGUAAAGCGGAUUUUCUUACUCAAGUCUGUUUUAAGUUAAAACUAAUCUGUCAUAUUGUCGGGAUAAGCAUCCGUUAGUACUUUCGUAUGUCAAACAGCCGGGCCACUUUGUUGCAAUCUCAUGAAGCAUGGCAUUGUGUUUAAGAUGACUGAAUAUCACGUUUCUUUCCGUUGUACACCACACGGAGGGUCGUUAUCUCUCUCUGACCACACUUAACCGUUUAGUAUACAGCGAUUCCUGUCGGAGAGAUAAGAACACUUCUCAACUUUCAUUUCUAGUGUUUUACGAGUGUUAGUAGACCACAGUGUUAGAAUUGAAGUGAACACUUUUCUUUGUGUUUAGAGAGUUCUGAGACUGUGAAUAAAGGCGGAACAGCUUUGUAAUAUGCUAUGUUUUAUCUACCAACAAAAUAGUUCGCAGUUUUGAAUUUGGUGUAAGACAAAUCUGUACAAUCGAAGGUUUAUUUGUCGCGCCGCAAAGCUUUAUCUUGUUAAUUGAAUUAUCUUAUUUGACGGAGCGCAGUCUUUCGAUUUUCCAUCCCAUCUCACACUACAGAUAUUUCUGCUCCCUCCGCCGCUUCUAGAACCGAAAAAAUGUUUUAUUCUUGAUAUUUUGUUAAUAUUCCUAAUGUUGAAACCACAGAAAAAAGUAGAGUAAACAACAACAACAGCAACUACAAUAACAAUAAAGACAACACCACUAAAUGUAGUAAUACUUCAUCACGUUACUAAGAUAAGUGAAAGAAUUGAAUAAAAUGAACUUUUUGUCAAUCUAAGUGCGUGGCUCUGUAGAAUUUACAAUGUUUGGUUUGGAAGUUUGUUUAAAAUAAAGAACCGAGAACUGCCGUGUCAAAUAUAUUGAAACAUAGUAUAUCUUCUUGUUUCAUCAAACAAUAAUUCGUAGUUGACAUUUUCUUUUUGGUCACAUGUGGUAAUAUUGUUGGUUUGUAAAUUUGCUGUUUCUCGUCCUCAGGCCUGCCGUGUGUGAACUUUACUCAGGUGGCGACUUUUGUGAGCCGUAUCUCAAAGGUCAGAAGAUUUACGUUUCAAAGAAGCGUCCCCAAUCUCAUCAACAGGAAAUUAUAGAAAACAACUAUGAAUUGCUGUUUCAAUAUGUGUCUGAAAGAUGUCGAGAUUAUGUUCUUCCGGCUCUGUGUAAUUAUGGCUUUCCGCCAUGUGAUCUGACCCAGUCUGCAGCUAAACCCAGAAAGUUUUGUCAAGAUGAUUGCCUCGUUUUGAAGAAUGACAUUUGCAAGAGAGAUUUCAAGAACGCCUUAAGAUUUCCUCUAGUUUCCAGGCUCCUGCCGGAUUGUGACAGUAUGCCAGCUAAGGGACAGCCUGGGUACAAGAGUUGUAUAAGGGUAGUACCUCAGGGUAAGUAACAGAGCCAAACUACACCUCCACACCGGAUCUGUCGUGCGGAUCGUUAAACUCUAUGGGUUCAUCUGCGACCUCACCACGUAUUUAAAUACUAUUUUAAAUCCUCCAAGGUAGCUGCCACAAUUUAAAGAUCUCUUCACAAGUUUGGAAACCUAGAGCGCUACUCAUUUAAGACUUCAAUUCCCAAGAUCUCAGUAGUAAUUCUCCUUACUGUCUGCCGUACAGUUCUUGUGAUGAUAGUUUGAAGAAUUUGGUAUUGGAUCAACUUAUAAUCCCUUAUUGAUAUUUUACUUCAUUCUCAUCACUUGUCUGCUUGAUAUUGUAUUGACUUUGUAAGGAGGAAUUCGUCUUGGUCACUCAUGGGAGUUUAAGGGUUAAGUGUUCCACCUGAAAUUACCGUUCUACUGUUUGAGAGUAUUUCGUAGACGUUUACGUUACCAAGACUUUACACAGCACGAUAAGCAGUAGUCACUUGGUGAAUGGUUACACGCUCUGUUUUAAUCAGUAUUCUGGGAAGUUGGAACCAAUCUGUAGAGCAUGGUGAAGAUAAGCUGUAGUUUUUAGAAUUUCUUCUUGUUAGUUUCCAAGGGUUGCCAGCUCAGAAUUUUGUGUGAGAGCGACCCUGUACAGACUCAGCAGCUUCAUGUUUUUUUUUUUGUUGGUGGGGGAGGAACAACACUUCUGUCGUAUUGUCAUUUGAAGGCUUGUCAAUUUGUUUUGCUAUUCUGAAUUGAUACUCUUUCUUAACCCUUUACACCCUAACAUCAGUAUGCAUAUUCUCCAUACUGUUCUCUAUACAUUUCCUAAGGUUCUAACAAGGAGAAUUUGUUUAACGAUAAAGAGCUUCUUUAAUUGGUGAUCAUUUCCUUUAUUCUCGUGAUCCUAAUGUGUGACUCAGGGGUGGUACCGUAGGGAGAAUUAAGAUGCGAGUCACUCUUAAGGGUUAAAGGGUUUACCUCAAAAGAUGGUUCCCAGUCCCUUCCCUUUUAGCCUUUGUUCUUGCAUUGGAACAGUUACACGUCAGAGUUUCAUAAAUUCCUGGUUAAUUCGAUCUGCUUUUGUGUUUGUAGUAGACAAAAGGAUUUACUUAAAAAGGUUUUUUCAUCUCAGCCAGAUUUAACAACGACAUUGCUUACUCUGUUGCAGUUCCUAAGUUCAAAGUGCGCCUGGAUCACAACAUAACUAUGUUCCAAAACAAGCCUGUCAUCUUUAAAUGCCGUUUGAACAGUAAGAAAAUACAGGUCAACAUCACGUGGUUCAAAGACGAACGGCCUGUCAAUCGGAUGUUUCCAUCUUACAAGGUGACCAGUUACCGCUGGGGAUCAAAGCUUAAGAUUCGGCGAGCAAAAACGAAGGAUGCUGGGAUAUUUGAAUGUCGGGCCAAAGGCCCCGGAGGAAUAGUCACUGCGCGGGCGUGGUUGAAAAUUAACGGACAUCUCAACACUCCUCCUCUUCCAGGUAAAUAUUUUUUUUUUCCUCGUAGUUAUGUUCCUAUGAGAGACUGAUACUGACCUCAUGUACGUUACCAGAAAAUGGUCGGUAAUUCGAUCUAACAAAUCUCUUGCGUUGUGCGCUGAGAGUUGAUUGUCUCUGUCAAAUCAAAUUUAGUUCAAAUCCCUCGACCGUGAACUUGUCAGCUUGAUGCGACAGAAAUUGUAGCGAGUUAGGCAAACACUUAUGGGGAAAUCACUUGGUUCUUUCCACCCCUCAGAAGGAAUUCGAAUCAGAACAAUUGCUAACUCGACGAACAAUAAGCGCUGCUCUUAAAGAAUUUUUUAGUUUACUAGAAAUGCUACUUUUAAAAGAAAUUAAGCUUGUUAUCUUGGAUACUGAAACAUAAAAUUCUUGUAGCUAUGAUAGAUACAUUAGCGUGGUUGUCAAAUUUGUUUUCUCCUCUUACUUUCCCAGUUAUAGAGGAAAAGCAUUCGACCUCCCAGCAUGAAGGUAAUAACUAUAUAACUUGGUAUCAGAAGCGCUACAGAUAACUGUUUUUGUGGGCUUUUAUUUCAAGCCUUGUUUAUUCCUUAAGAUUUCACGAAAAAUCAAAAGAUUAAUGUGAAUGAGGAAAAAAAUAUCAUAAAUGUCUCUAUUUUCAAACAAAGAGAGUAUUUUCUCAUAGAAAUAGCGAAUGCUAGGCCAUGUUUUAAAAAGUAUUUCAAAAAGUUUAAGAAUAAAAAACGCUUCUACUAAACAUGAAAUAGUACAAAUAAUCUCUUGUAAUAAGGACAUCGCCCAGAGUGCAAAGGCAAUUUUUAUGCGCAUGUUCUCUCUCUUUCACUCUCUUUCUCUCUCUCUCUCUCUCUCUCUCUUUGACGUUUUUUCUUUUUUUUCAUGUUUAUCUGGAAAUCACAGCGUAGUUCAAAGAGUUAAUAUAUUUUGCUUCUCUUUCUCUUAUCUCUAACAACAGAAGGCAAUGAUCCAGACACAACAACACCCAAGUAAGUGAUGCAAUAGCAACUGUAGCCAACAAAAACAACAACAGAGAAAAAGUAGUGACUUGAAAAUACUGAAAUUCGGACAAGAGAAGGAAGUGACAAAACAGUUAUGCGGAAAAAAAAUAAAGAAAAGAAAUAUCCAUUGUUUUAUCCAGUUAGAACUUGGAACCUUUUUUCAAUCGUCGUGUGAUCUUCCUUAACUAUACAUCAUGUUGUUAAGCAACAUCUAAGAAGAAAACUACAGGCUCAAUUGUUCAUGGCAGACUAUUGUUACUUAAAGUCAACGGAAAGUCGUAAAAAGAUUGACUCAGUGUUGCUUGUUGUGUUUUAGGUCGCUUCCUCCAUUCCCGGGCAUGUGUGAGAAAUACCGCGGCAAGGCCUGUGCACAGUUUAUUGGUAAUCAAAGUAUCUGGGUUGAAUAUCCAUCAGGUUAUCAGCAACGCGUUGAAGAUCAGUUGUCAAGAGCUCUGAGACUAAUACAAGCAACUAAGCAGAUGUCUGAUAGGUAUGCAGAAAAAAUUUCUUGCAAGAAAAGUCGAUAAACUCGUCCAGAAUAAGAGCCUUUUUUAGAAUUUUUUUCUCAAACUAUUUUAAGGCCUCCAAAGACGUCUUAACCUUUUACACCCCAAUAUCAGUAUGCAUAUUCUCCACACUGUUCUCUUUACAUUUCCUAAGGUGCUGACAAGAUAAUUUUUUUUAACAAUCAGGAGCUUCUUCAGUUGGUGAUCAUUGCCUUUAUUCUCCUGACCUUACAGUGUGAUGUAGGGGUGAUAUCGUAAAAAGAAAUUAGAUGCUUGUCAUUCUUAAGGAUCAAAGAGCCAACAUAUUCUUCUUAUUUUAACAGGUGCAGUGAAUAUGGCAUUCCUGCGUUAUGUUUUCACGGCUUCCCAACUUGCGAUACGUUAACUCAGAACUUCAAACAUCGGUUGUGCCGCGAAGACUGCUUUGCUUUGUUUGAGGACAUCUGUUUAACGGAACUUCAGUUCGCGAUGAGUAUUUCUCAGCUCAGAGUUCUGCUUCCAAACUGUUCCGCUCUUCCAACGCGUGAUGACAAAGAUUAUUCCUAUUGCACUUCGCUUAAUAUUCCAGGUUAGUGCAGCGCGAUUCUCUAUGUAUUGUUUCGGGACUGCUCGGAACCGCAAAAAUCUUUCGAUUCCUCUCGUUUAACGCUAAACGGUAAUCUAAAAGCAUUAUCGCAAACAGCCGGGCAUAAACAUCAUCAGAUGAAAAGCGUGAGCUCCGCUACGUUCUUACAAAUGGUUUGGCAUCAAGUUGUGUUAUUUCCAUCCAUUAGAAAUGUUGAGAGGAAAACUAGCUAAGGACAACAUUUGUUUACUUUGUUUGGAGGCGCUUUUUAGCUUGAGAUAUUAACACUAAAUGCAAAAGUAGUAAUCCCACAUUUCGUUCUACUUCUGUCUUCAAUUAUUGCCUCAUAACUUUAACGCGUUUUUUCCUUUUUGUUUCACUCAGGUUUGGCUCAUAAUUCACCAACCAGUCCUCCUCCCUUUAUUCAAGGUUCGUAAUACGUUGCAUUGACAACCAGUGCACCGCUCAAUCUGUGCGUUUUGAUUCUCUGAGCGCUGAUUCAAUCUCUAUCUUACCACAACACAUCUCUCUCUGUCACGUACUCUUUCUGUAGAAGCGAUCACGAUCUUAUAAGAAAGUUUACAAUUGAUAACGUUUCUUGAUGGUACAUGGCUGGUAAAGCUUUUCUCCACAGUCCAUCUGCUUUCGCUUUUUAUAUCAUAUUUAUCCUUAAGGGUGACCAACAUCCAGUUUCUCCUUACAAUGUCACCCCUGAAUCCAAUAUUGAGGUUAUGAGAAUAAAGGAAAUGAUCACUAACUAAAAGGGCUCUUGAUUGUUAAAUAAAUUCUCCUUGGUAGGUCCUAAGGAAAUAUAUAGAGAACAGUAUGGAGAAUAUGCAUACUGAUGUUAAGAUGUAAAAGGAAGUGACUGUUAAUAUUUCAGACGAUUCUUGCUACAAUGGUACUGGUGAAACAUACUCAGGCUCAAGGAACGUCACGAAGUCCGGGCGCCCCUGCCGCGUGUGGCAUCCUUCGGACCCCUCAAGUCAUAACUACUGCCGCAACCCUGGAGGACUUGAAGCACAACCAUGGUGUCAUGUUGGACCGGAAUACGAUGUGGAAUAUUGUGACAUCAAAAAGUGCUCUUCGUUGAGUAAGUUAUUACCUCCCUUUUGCCCUCACGUUACAGUGUCACUCUGGACAAGUUUUGAGUUGCCAGCAGGCGGUACGAAAGUGAGGUGAAGUUGAUUAUAACUGAAGGAUUGAUGUCAGUAUCAGAGCAACUGCACACCUUCCCCUCCCUUAACCCAACAUUGUCCCUAACUUGUUAUCAUUUGACUGUUGCUGGGUUAGGACUCGGAUAGGUACGAAGUUGCUCGAUUUUUGCGCGUCUCUGAUUAUGAUCCUGUUCUAUUUAGACGCUGCUGUGGAGACAACCCCUAAACAUGGCCAUAGAGGGGCUGGCUCGGUCGCUCGCACCAAUUACGUCAUUUCCGCCAUUAUGGCCGUUUUGAUUGUGGCAUUCCUUACAAUCAUUGUGUACCUAAAAAUACAGCAGCGUAAGACUGCACUUGCAGAUAGCGACCAUGCCUCCUCUGGCUCCAUCUCUAAGAGUACCCAGAGUACAUUGCAGCAGCAGAAUUUUGAUCUGAAGCAAAGCAUCAGUGAGAUCAAGUCAUGUGUCUUCCAUCAGGUUAGUCAACAAUUUCCACGUUCUGAAAGUUCUCCGCGUUUCUGAUCAUAUUUCGUGUUGUUUUCACGUUUUUCGUAUUCUUUGUGCUCGUUGCCAUUGGUAGAGAUCCCAAUCAUUCUAAGAUCUGUUUAGUAUUUUUCCUCACCUGUUUCACUGAGAGUGUUUCGAAAUUUAUAGGGGAGGUUUUAUGCUAAUAAUUUUUGGGGGCUGAGGGUUUGAAACUUGUGCAAACCCAAACAAAUACCUUUCAUAUGUAGAAUGACAACAACUUUUUCGCUAAAUGUGGAAUCAAUGUUUGAAAUUUUCGUUCUAAAUAAUGGGAACCAUUUUUUGAUUUUCUAUUUUAGCAAGAUCAAAAGUUACAAAAUGGCAAGGUGAAUUUUCUUGAGGGUCUGGGUGAGGGUAUGUUUGUCAAGGUGUGCAGGGGAUUGCUGAUAACAGAUGACACGGACGAGACCGGUGUGGAAAUUGCCAUCAAGCGGCUCAAAGCCGACGUACCGGAAGCUGCCAUAGAGAACUUUAAGAAGGACACGAACAUCCUGGCCAAUCUUCAGGACAUAAACAUUCUCUGUAUGUUUGGAUUGUCUAAAGACGAAGAUCCACACUUCAUGAUGUUCGAGUAUUUUGGUGACAUGGAUCUGUAUCGAUUCUUAGUGGACAACGUAUCCAAGUUAUCGGGGUUGAUACCAUCUGAUAUCUCUGAGUACGAUCUGUUACUGGACUUUUCGUUGCAAAUCGCGUCUGGUAUGGACUUCCUUGUCGAGAAUCAUUUCGUUCACCGAGAUCUUGCUGCCAGGAACUGUUACGUCACCGCAGACAACAUAAUAAAAAUCUCAAACCUUGGAAUCGGCAGCCACAAAUACCCCUCCGAUUACUCCUGGGUGCACAGUAGCGCUUUACUUCCGGUACGGUGGAUGGCACCGGAAGCGCUCAACACGUUGAAGUUUAAUCAUAUGACGGACGUUUGGUCUUACGGGGUUUUACUGUGGGAAGUAUAUACCUUUGGAUGCCAGCCGUUCACCGGUUUUAAUAACCAAGAGGCUAUUGAGCGAAUACGGAAUCUGGAAUUACUCUCUUGCCCAGACCACUGCCCUGCCCGAAUGUUCGGGCUGAUGCGGGAGUGUUGGGACGAAAACCCAUCAGAUAGAUCCCCCUUUUCCGAAAUUUGUUCCCGUCUCCGAGAGUGGGCUGGUGAUUCGAUUGCAGAAAGCCAUUAGUCCCAGGAACGCGCAUUAUUUCCCAUAUUACAGCGAAGACAGGUUGGUCAAAAACUAGCCACCUGCCGUCCAACAAAUCGCUGGUAGAAUGUCGACAUGGAGAACCUGGAGUACUGGGUCAAAAAAAAGGGUGAAGUUAUGUGAUGAUUUCCUUUUUCUGCAGUGAGUAAGUUGAAUCACUGACUUCAAAAGACGCAAAUGUACCCAACAGUUACUUUAACUGAUUAAAGUAGAGCAAUUUGCUUUGCAGCGUAAUUAUAUAUCCUUCAGUAAGGAGAGAAUUAUUGACUUCAAACGUUUAGUUUGCAUGGAAUUCAUUUAGGAUCAAUGAAAAUAUUAUAAGUCUUAUUUGCAGUUACCGUUAUUUCGGUUGUCACGCAAUCCUCACUUUCCUAGACGGAUUGCGUGGCAACCCAACAGCCAUCCCAAGUUUGUGAAUAACUUCAUCUCAGGGGAAAAAGCCUUUAUUCGCGCUUAUUUUCCAAGGUAUAUUAUUUAUGCUAUUAUAAACUUAUGUCCACCCUUGGCUGAGGGGGCAUUUUAUUUUAACUUAAGAGUACCAAAGUAGACAAAAUUCACCUUAUUUGGAAACGUUUUGAGCUGGAGACCGAGUGUACAUAAUUAAGAGGAAUAUAACCGUUAUGACAUUAGAUGUGUAGUGUGUGAGUUCUGAUCUUUUAUACGUCAAAUGAGUAACAUGAAUCUCUCGAGACAUCUUUUUCCACAAAAGAGUUUACUGCAACAAUGAAUGAAUUUUCAAAAAUCGCUGUCAUUGUUGUUUUCUCCUUUUUUUUUUAAUCAGUUUUAUCUGUUACUACGGACAAUGAAAAACUACAUUUCUUACACUAUGCGUCAAUAACUGAAAAAUGACAAGCAGAACCAAGGUGUUACGAAAAUGUUUUUUUUUUCUAUGACUAAUGGUAUUAUUAAUACCGACCUAACGGAUGAUAAUAUAAUUCGAUUUAUGACUCAUUUGGCCUAUAAAUUAUUUGAUUUUGUAGCUUGAUCGCUUAUAAGCUCUGUGAUUAUAAAGCAUGUUGAAAUCUUAGAUCAACGAAUCAGGAUAAAUGUAUAGCGAACCGUGAUUUAUGAACACGAAUGUAAGAUCAAUUAAGUACUUUAAAAGGUUACCGACAUUUUUGAAGUAUUACUAUUACUGUAUCAUAUUUUGUUGUAUUUAAUUCCAAGAAAAGUUUACUUUUUCAGAAUUUUCAGUAAUUGGUGGCUGUUAGGCGUUUCUUGUUUUACGCGUUCAGAAUUUUCAUCCGUUUCUUGCUGAUAGUCUAGCGUGUGGAAAUGAAAAAUAAGAGCGCAUUUUUAAAAGCAAAAUUAAUUUUAGCCUCUAAAUAUGCUAGUUCAUCCUGAGCAUUUUUCCAAUGAUCGCUAUGAGACAAUUGGUGUGAUCAUAUAUGAAUAGAACAGUUAUGAUGGCUGUACGGGUGGUGUAAUGGUUCUCGCGUGACUUGGACGAGUGGCUCUUUGGCUGGUACAGAGAGUCACGCCACGAAAAGAGAAACCAGCUCAGUAAAAAUUUUGACGAAGAAUGAAAUAACUGUCGACGUUCUUGCUAAUUCUUCAACCCUUUACACCCUGACAUCAGUCUCCAUAUUCUCUAUAUAUCAGUAUCGAUAUUCUCCAUACAAUUCUUUUUGUACUGGUAAGGAGAAUUAGUAUUACAAACAAAUCUUCUCAGGUUGAUGAUCAUUUCCUUUAUUCUCAAUCAUCUUAAUGAAUGAUU
Pocillopora meandrina is the source of this 15641-nucleotide messenger RNA. Lineage: Eukaryota; Metazoa; Cnidaria; Anthozoa; Scleractinia; Pocilloporidae. The record is from the annotation of a GenBank genome assembly.